Cannabis sativa is the source of this 1534-nucleotide messenger RNA. RefSeq names its product probable tetraacyldisaccharide 4'-kinase, mitochondrial. The record is from RefSeq and is a predicted model, not a curated record. Lineage: Eukaryota; Viridiplantae; Streptophyta; Magnoliopsida; Rosales; Cannabaceae. Gene Ontology annotation, biological process: lipid A biosynthetic process. The coding region runs from base 85 to 1275 and encodes 396 amino acids. Gene Ontology annotation, molecular function: lipid-A 4'-kinase activity; ATP binding. The transcript has 8 exons.
CCCCAUAAAUAUUGAUGAGAAAAAAAAUAAAAGAAAAUUGUACUGCCCUUUCGUCCUCCGUCUCAUCUCGUUCAUUCAUCGUCAAUGGAGAAACUGAGGAAGGCAGUGAACGAGAUCGCGUACUGUAAGGACCUCACUAAGCUUUCUCCUCUACAUCGUACGUUGGUCCCUGUGCUCUCAUUCGCAUCCGCUCUCUACAGCGUUGCUCUUUCUCUUCGCUGCUCUCUCUACCAGUCUGGCCUCAUUCAUCGCAAUCGGUUGGCAGUUCCGUUAAUUAGUGUUGGGAAUUUGACAUGGGGAGGUAAUGGGAAGACACCCAUGGUGGAGUUUCUUGCGUUUUGGCUAGCCGAUUCUGGAAUUUCACCUCUCAUUCUUAGUAGGGGUUAUGCUGGUGGGGAUGAAACUAAAAUGCUCCAAAGACAUCUUUUAGGAAGACCUGUGCGUAUUGGAGUUGGUGCAAAUAGGGCAGCCACUGCUUCUUCUUUCUUUGAAAAAUAUGGUUAUGUUGAUCCCAGUACAGUCUCUGAAAGACUUUGGGUUGGUGCAAAAGGACCAAGUCAUUUUGGAUCCGAAGAAAUUGGUGUUGCCAUUUUAGAUGAUGGAAUGCAGCAUUGGAGCUUGCGAAGGAAUAUUGAGAUUGUAAUGGUUAAUGGAGUAACGCUGUGGGGAAAUUGCCAUUUACUUCCUCUCGGACCCUUACGAGAACCUUUGAUUGCACUUAAACGUGCAGAUGUUGUUGUCAUCCAUCAUGCAGACUUGCUUUCGGAGAAAAAACUCAAAGACAUUGAGUUAAUGGUACGAGAUGUAAAGGAAUCUCUACCCAUUUUCUUCACUACAAUGGCUCCUUCUCAUUUUUCUGAUGUGAGAAAUUUCAACUCAAAUAAACCUUUGGAAACAUUGUGUAACACCAUCGUAUUAUGUGUCUCUGCCAUUGGUUCUGCAAAUGCAUUUGUGCAGGGCAUCAAGAAGUUGGGAGCAGUUUAUGUUGAUCAACUUGAAUUCAGCGACCAUCACAUGUUUCAGCUCACCGAUAUCAAGAUUGUGAGAGAGAGACUUGAAGAGUUGGAGAAGAAAUUUUGUUCCAAGCCCAUCGUUGUAGUUACAGAAAAGGAUUAUGAUAGAGACCCAGAUAUUCUAAAGCACCUGAAUCCUUUUGAAGUUUUGGUACUUUGUUCUCAGUUGCAAAUCAUAUCUCGCAAGGGAAUUACUGAAGAUGGCUUCAAGGAACUUUUGAAGGAGAUGCUAAUAGAUAUACCAGGUAGAGAAUGUAAAUAGUAUACAUCCCUCACUUGAAAGUAAGCGCACUCAAUGCUUCAUUAGUUUAGCCUAAUGAUUUUUUUGCUUCUAAAAUUAAUGUGUAGUAUCAACUUUGAUUGCUGAUUUUAUCAAAGUAAAAUUAGCAUACAGAUAAUUGAGCACUACUGCAUUUGACUUGGAAAAAAAAUAGAAGAAAUACAGAUGAAUGUAAAAAAAGAACUACAUUAACCGGAAACUUAAUAUUGCUAUUACAAGAAUAGCAAAUCCUUAUGGACAA